Messenger RNA from Didymodactylos carnosus, 1514 nucleotides. The record is from the annotation of a GenBank genome assembly. Lineage: Eukaryota; Metazoa; Rotifera; Eurotatoria; Philodinida; Philodinidae.
GUCUCAGCACGACCGUGUAUUUGCCUGUUUACUCGUAAACGACAAACUUUAAACGAAAACUUCUGUUGUUGUUUGAGAUCAGCAUCGGAUUUAGCGUCGAACGAUAUAUGAUACUUGUACUUGGAAGAAAAUGCUUUUUAGGGUCAGGAUAUAACCCUUGUAUCUGUACUUCACAAUACUGAAAAAAAAUUUUCUAUUCAAAUACGAAAAUGUUAUGCAUCCAUCAAUACCAAUUCGACGUUGAUUUCGAAUUUGACAAUAAUUUAUGUCUAAGUUUGUCAUGCUUGAAAAAAUUGAUAAAUACUUAGUCAUGUUUAAAUAAUGUACUGAAAGCUGCUUUGAGCUAAGAAUAAGUACAUUGUUAAUAUCCAUUCAAUAAGUAAUAUUGAAUGGACUUCUGUUCUGUUAAAAAGAUGACAAAGCUUAGGGUUUACUGCCUAUGGGCUUUGUGAUUCAUUGAUUUUUUGUUAUUUAUUUCUAAUUUAGACACUAUAAAUCCAAAUAAUGAUACAACAUCCUCUGUUGAUUGUGAAAUUUCUACUGAUUCGGUUUAGGAGAAAACAGGUGAAGUUAUUGUGGGUAGUGCUGAACACGGAUGUGGUUUAGGAAAACGACAGUUAUGUUAUCCAACAGAUAUAUUUAUUACUUCGAAAAACGUUUUGUAUAUUGCUGAUUCUGUUAAUAAAAGAAUACAAAAAUAUAAUACAGAAGAUGAUAUUAUUGAAACUGUUAUUAGUGAAGGAUUAUUUGAACCAAUAAGUAUUUCUGUUACUCCUGAAACAGAUGAAAUUUACAUACUUGAUCGUAUUAAUGAGAAAAAAUGUACUGUUAAAAAAUUAUCAUUGAAUAAUAUAACCAGGAAUUCGCCCUAUCUUAUUACUGUCGUUAUUAACGCACCACUAGAUGUAUGCUAUGAUUUAUUCUUAGAUAAAGAUUUAAAUAUUUAUAUAGCAAAAGAAUUUGAUGUUAGAAAAUGGUUUUCACCAGGCUAUUUCUAUAGUAUACAGAUUGCUAUAUAUCCUGAUAUUUUAGUUGAAUCACAAACGCGCUCUACAAUUGCAAUUUAUAUUGAUGAUGAGAACAAUAAUGAUUUGUAUUUAUACGAUCCACUAUACCGUAGUAGUAGCAUACAAAAAUGGUCGUUCGAUAGUUUCAUUGGUACUGAAAUUAUACCACGAAUAACUAGGAAUGCUGAUUUCGAUAGGAAACGAAUUGGUUUUACAUUGGAUUGUAAUAAGAAUAUUUACUUUAGCUAUGCUAAAAAUGAUGAUGUCAAAACUUAUGUUAUUUAUCAAUUCAACCAAGAAAAUAAUCGUACAAUAGUUAUAACUGAUUCAAAUCUUUCCGAAAUUUCAGCUAUUGAAUUCGAUUCCUAUGGGAGUCUCCAAAACAGAGAUGCAACCGGGCCAGGCGCCCUUUCCCGAUCCAGUCCGGUCGAGACUUAUCAACCGGCCGAUUCCACCGGUUCCGGUCAAACUGCUGAACAGGGCCCGGCCGGCUUGGCUUAUGAGUAG